UACAUAUAUGCCCUGUCUGCCGGUUGAUUCUGAUUAUGAUCUUUGUAGUAUUUACUUUUUAAUGUACGUUUGCUUUGUACAAACCACGUCACGAGGAGAAGUUCCUGCGCUCCAGCUCCAUUCCGUCCCUGCUAAUUCUCCCAAUCAGCUGUGCCACUGUGAUGCUCAAUGGUUUUCCUUCAUCUGUGCAGCUCUGAGGCUGAACUCCUCCCGGCUAUUUCUUGCUUUGCUCUCUACUGCCACUGUAACGCUCGAGAGGAGGGGAGUAAAGAGCGAACAGGGUAAUGAAUGCGUGCACAGACAAGUGCGUUUAACUCCUCUAGAAUUCCUCCAGCAGAGAUGCACGUUUAUCCAGCUCCUAACCCGCGACAUUUCUCAAAUGUUGCUCUGUACAUUCUCUAGUUUCUCUGCUCGGAAUUGUCAUUUUGACCCACCCUCCGUCUAAAAGACAUGCAACUUUGGCAGAGCUUGGCAACCAGGUAGUGGACAGCUGUACAGCAGCAUGCUGUUUCUAGCAAACAGUAUUCCCUGGAUCUUCGCUGAAUCAAUCCACGGCCACUUCGUUUGUGGAUGUAUAUUUAGAUGGUUUGAUUGACGCCUAAGUGGAGGGAAUACACAGAAGGGCGAGGGAGAAUGGCUUCGAAAGAGCGACUGUAUGAGCUGUGGAUGUUAUAUUACACUAAGAAAGAUGUCGUUUACCUGCAGCAGUGGUUGGAGGCAUUCGUGGCGUCUUUUGAGAAGGUCAUUGAUGUGCAGUCGACGGAGCCUCGCCGGCUGGAGGAAUGGAACGCCGACGUCCCCCUCCUCCCCAAGGAGGUGUUGGUGUUCCUCAGCACCCAGCUGUGGCACAGUGCCCUUCACAUGUCAGGGCAGGAUCAGAGCAGCACUGCUCCACACCCACUGCUCCUCAUCAAGUUCUUCAUCAUCAUCUGCAGGAAUAUGGAGAAUAUAGACUCUGAAAAGACUCCGGGGUUUGUGUUUGAGACAAUCAAGCUCCUAAACUUCUGUUUGACUCAGCUGAAGAAGCAGCCAGAUGAUCAGAGCACUUUAGAGUCGGUGGUACAGCAUGGCCUGCUGCUAUGUGAAAACCUCUUUGACCCUUAUCAGACGUGGAGGAGACGGCAGGCAGGGGAGGAGGUCAGUAUGUUGGAGAGAAGCAAGUAUAAAUUCUCCCCUCUUGUUCUACCAGAGGAGCUUCCUUUGCUCUUCCACGACUACCUACAAGAGAGUGAACUAAUCCCAGAGCCACUCGUGGUGAGGCUGGUGCAUCUACAGGGAGCUGUAAUCAGUGGAUGCAAGAGGAACGGCCUACUCUCCAUUACCCCCCAGGCUGUGAAGGACCUCAUGUCUGUGCUGCGUUCCUGGUGCCUCACUCCUGGCUCAUCCCCAGAAGAGCCCAAGAAUUCUUGCCUGCUCAGAAUGACCCUGCGGUGUCUGACUGCAAUGAUCCACCUUCUGCACUCCAGCAGUCCGUCCGAGAGGCAGGUGGAGAUCCGGACAGUACUGGACGGUUACUUCCAGCUGCUGAAUUGGAACCGGCCACCGGACAGCCAGCAGAGAGAUAUGCAGAGCUGGGAGGAUAACCUCAUUACCCUUCUCGAACAAAUGCUGAAUGCUAUCCCAGAGAUCCUGCAGUGUUCAGACCGGCCAGUGUUGCAGGCUAUCUUUCUCAAUAACAACUGUUUCGAGCACAUCCUCCGCCUCAUCCAGAACAGCAAGCUAUAUCAGAGUAACAGGUUUAAGGUGGAGAGUGAGGGCCAAUGUGACCUCACUACACGUUUGCUCACAGAGGCUGAAGUGGAGCAGGUCUGGGAAAAGGGCUCUGACUGCAUCACCGUUCACGCCAUUCGAGUUCUCACUGCAAUUAUGAGCAACUCGCCCUCUGCCAAGGAGGUCUUCAAAGAGCGGAUUGGCUACUCGCAGUUGUUUGAUGUGUUGAAAAGUCAAGGACAACCCACCAAAAGGCUCCUGCAGGAGCUGAUGAACAUGGCUGUUGAAGGAGAGCAUUCCCAGGCCAUGCAGUUGGGCAUCAGCAACGAACAACCUUUGCUCCUGCUGCUGCAGUGGUUGCCAGAUCUGGGCUCUCGCUCUCUGCAGCUGCUGGUGUCCCAGUGGUUGGCGGCCGUGUGUCGAGGAACCCUGUCCUGUCGCACCGUAGCCGUCGAGGCGGGCUUAGUAGGCUCUCUGCUGGAGGUGUUGUCCGAACCCCCGGAGCGGCUCGACCGGCAGUGCGCGGACGCCCUCUUGGGUUUGCUUCAAGACUUGGGAUCUCUUUCUCUACGGCCCUGUGAACUGAAAAGUCUACUGAAGCUUUUGAGGACUGAGCCCGGUGCACCCCCUCACCCGUACUGCGGGCGCGUGGUAAGGGUGCUCUCUGCCAUUGCCGCCCGCGGAGAGGGUGGGUGCAGCGCCUUGCAGUAUUUUGACCUUACGCCCCCUAUGGCGGGUAUUAUGGUGCCAGCUAUACAACGCUGGUCAGGAAGCGCGUUUGCUUUCCAUGCCUGGGUGUGCCUCAACACAGACUUUCCUCCACCCCAGCACCACUACUCAGAAUCCCAUCUGACAAACCUGGAUAAUAUGGUUCGGAUGGCUAAGGGACCACGCAGGAAACAGCUUUACAGUUUCUUCACAGCAAGCGGAACUGGCUUUGAAGCGUUUUUCACCACAGAAGAAGUUUUGGUGGUGGCAGUAUGUACUAAAAAGGAAUACAUGGCCGUUUCUCUGCCAGAACACCCAUUCAGUGAUUGCGCCUGGCACUCAGUUGCCAUUGUUCACGUUCCUGGCCGUCGGCCCUUUGGACAGAACGUGGUCACUGUUUAUGUAGAUGGAGUGCCGUGUAAAACAGCACCCCUGCGCUUUCCUUCUCUGAAUGAGCCUUUCACUUCCUGCUGCAUUGGAUCAGCUGGUCACCGGACCACUACCACCAUGACUACCUCUCCGACCCUGCCCAACCCUUCCCACUCGCCCUCCGAGAUGGCAUUUGCGGCUCAUGUUGGACCACCCACCCUUGCACGUUCCCAGUCCUUCCCUGCAUCCUUUGCGGCAGCCGCAGGGGGGCGGCCGGGGUUGAGUCGAGAAAAUCCAGUUCACACCAUCCCGGCAGGGCUACAGGACACUGCGUGGGGCUCUCCUUCAUCUCUGGGUGGCCUUUUAGCCACGGUGUUCAUCUGCCAUGAAGCUCUGCAGCCUGCUCAGGCACGAGCUUUGUUCACUGCAGGACCCAAUAAUGUUUCUCUAUUCAAAGCCGAUGGUGAACCUUCAGAAGUCAACAGCAAACUAGUGUUAUACUAUACACCACAGGCUUUUAAGAACCAGAUCUGUUUGGAUUUGUCCCCCAACCAUCUGUACGAUGGCAGGCUGACUGGCCACAGAGUAGUGAACUGGGAUGUUAAGGAUGUGCUGAGCUCAGUUGGUGGGAUGGGAGCUCUUCUGCCCCUACUGGAGCAGGUGUGUUUACAGGAUCAGGGCGAGACUGUAGGCCAGGAGACUUCAGAUCUUCUCGGGCCAGAGCUUACAUCCUCUAGGGGCCCUGCCGGCAUGCUGCUACCACUGGGAAAGUCAUCUGAGGGCCGUUUAGAGAAAAACAGUGUAGCAGCAUUUUUGCUGAUGAUUAAGAACAUGCUGCGCAACCAUCCGGCCAAUCAGGAGAGCCUGCUUCAGUGCCACGGGCCGCCUAUCAUCGGAGCCAUGCUCGGCAAGGUUCCCAGCAGCAUGAUGGACAUGAGUGUCCUGAUGGCCUGUCAGUUCCUGCUCAAACAGGUGUCCAAUGAGGGCAACAACGCCCUCUUAUCACAGCUGUACCAGUACCUGCUCUUUGACUUCAGGAUCUGGAGCCACAGCCACUUUGCAGUCUGCCUAGGUCAUGUGCAGUACCUAACCACCGUCAUCAAUGAAGGCAAGCUUAAGACUCGCAAGAGAUAUGGUGUUCAAUACAUCCUGGACUCGAUUCGGACACACUACAGUGUGGAGAAGGAUGGCAGUCCUCUGUCUGAUGAGAGGCAGACGGUGCAGAUCUCUCUUUUCUCUCUGCUGAAGGACCUUCUGAAAUCUCCCACUGCUGAGGAGCUCCACAGUAUACUAGCCUACGCUGCUAUAGUGCAGGACGAGCAACAGGUGAUCAGUAUUUUGGAUGUGUUACACACUGUAUUGAGGAGUUCACCUUCUCCACGAGAGCAGGCUGUGACGGUUCUUCUGGACCGAGGGGUGGAGCAGCUCUACUGUCUUUUGCUCAAAACCAACUAUGGCGAUGAGGCUCGUGAGAGAGUUUUUAGGGUCUUGUAUAAAGUCCUGAAGAGUGAACGUAUACCUGAGCGCAGUAAAGUGCGCAUCAAACUCAAGGACUCUGGAUACCUUGGGCUGGUCUGCUCUUUUGGAGAUGUCCCCAUCACCAUGGGGACUGUACGCUGCCUGUAUGAGCAGGUGCUCGCCACAGAUCCCACUCCUAAUUUUAGAGACCUGUUGGCAGUGGCGUACCUGUCCCAUCGCGCCGACCUCAGCGUCCGACUAGAUAUCUGUCGUAAGCUCUUCCACUUGAUCCACUCCAAUGAAGAGUAUGUGAAGCAGCUCGCUCGUCAGUCAGGCUGGCAGGAUGUUCUCACCAAACUCUACAUCAAAGAGUCAUACGAGUCUCGCGUUCACAGCCAAUCCAAUUCUUUAUCCAGCCCCACCAACUCUCUGGACCCCGUUCUUUCCAGACCCGUCUUCCGUCGUGAGGACAGUGUAAUGGAGGACACUCGGCAGAAUGUCUACAUUUCCCUCACCGCCCGCCAUGAAGAGGAGUUCGAGGAGGAAGAAGCUCAAGAAUCAUCCGAAGGCUACUCUGACCUCUCCCAGUCCCCUCCAUCAACUGGACAACUCAAGAAUGAUUCCCUCCACUUCAAGCCAUUUGACUCUGGAGAACAAAGCAGUCAUUCGUCCACCCUGUCCAACACUGUGGACAUUCCGUCAUCCCGUUUGCUGGAGGAAGAGGAAAGCGUGUAUCAGCCGCUCUCGCCCUUCAGCUCACCCUUUGAGCUAGAACUAAGCCUUCAGAAAGGACCUCAGACACCUGUGGGUAGCCAGCCAGAGACCCCGUCUCCUUUGGAGCACAGUAAGAGCUUCCCAGGCAUGAGGCCACGCAAGAGCUCCAGUCUGUCCAACGUUCUGGACGACACAAGCUACAGCACCGAACCACCAACAGACACCAUCUCUAACACAUCCAACCCACAGGCUCCAGAGGAGGAGUUGUGUAAUUUGCUGACGAACAUCGUAUUCUUUGUGCUGUGGAGCGGCACUGAGGGGUCUGAGGAUGUGAUAUGGAGAGAAAGGGGUCAGGUGUUCUCUGUCCUCACCAAGCUUGGCUCAUCCUGUCAGCUGGUGCGGCCACCUGAUGACAUCAAACGCAGUUUGUUGGAGAUGAUGCUGGAGUCGUCACUGUCAGAUUUGAGGGACUCUCAGGGCGGGUCCCUGCCCCAUGUGCCUUCUUUGCUCCGCCUCCUCAGGCUGCUCCAAGACUUCCUGUUCGCCGAGGGCACUGACAAUCAAACACUAUGGAGUGAGAAGAUCUUUGAGGGGGUGGUGAAUCUAUUGGACAGGCUGCAGGCAUGGCACACGACCCCUGGGUCAGCGGGGGCCUCUGAGCUCAAAGAGAUGUCUCUGAUCGGCCUGCGAAUCAUCACUGGAUACAUUCAGCAGCAGCAGAACCCACAGGUGUGUGAGAUGGCAUGUUUAAAGCUUCAUAGCCUCCUGCAAACUGUGUUAUGUCUGUCCUGGGAGGAGGUGUGUUUUCUUCUGGGUCGUCUUGGUGCACCACUUUGGCCUGCGAACUCUGGUUCAGACCCAGGCACCGAGGCUCUGCUGAGCCCGCUGGUUCCCAUCGUCCGAGCGCUUUUGGACCAGCAUGCGGAUCGCACCAACCUUCAGAAGAUGCUCCCCAAUCUGCCUGCCACCAAUGGCAGCCCUUCCUUUGCCCAGGAUCUCCAGAACUACUGCAGCACUGCUGAGUGGCAGCAGUUCUACCAGAACCACGUGGAGCCCACAAUGCAGCAGUAUGAGCUAGACACUUUUGGCAAGAGUCAUGACCUGAUGUCCAACUUUUGGAAUUCCUGCUUUGAUGACCUCAUGAGCACUGCACAGAGAAGAGACAAGGACCGUUCUGACUGCAAAGCCAAGUUUCAGGAGCUCAUCACUGACCCAUACCUGAAACGAGUGCGCACAGAGAACAGCCGUUACCACAGUGUGCAGAAAAUGAUUAACAGCCACCAGGGGGUGGUGUGGAGGCACUGGAAAUCACUGCGCAGGUUACUGAGCAGCGAAAGAGGAGCCUGGGCACUCAGGGUUCAGCCGGAGGUGAAAUGGAAACUGUCGAGCGCAGAGACGUACUCUAAGAUGCGUCUGAAGCUGGUGCCAAAUUACAGCUUUGAUUCCCACAAUGAUGCCAGUGCACUGAGAGAUAACAUGGGAGCUGACAGUCCACGCAGCUCAACCGAGCCCAUCCCUCUCGCUGUUGCCAAGGAAGCCAAAGUUAGUGACAUGGAGGAUGACAAACUAGAGGAUGAGGAUAUAGUCAUCAUUGAUGAGGCGGAGGAGGGCGAAGAGGAGAGCCAGAAAGAAAAGCUGGUGCUCUCAGAGGAGUGUGAGCUCAUCACUAUUGUUGCCGUGGUACCAGGUCGUCUGGAGGUCACAACGCACCACCUGUACUUCUACGAUGGCAGCAGUGAGAAAGAGGAGACAGAGGAAGGCAUUGGGUUUGAUUUCAAGAGGCCCUUGUCACAGCUAAGGGAGGUCCACCUGAGGCGCUACAACCUGCGGAGAUCGGCUCUAGAGCUGUUCUUCAUUGACCAGGCACACUACUUCAUCAACUUCAGGAAGGGGGUGAGCUGGACACAUACUAACUCUUGUACUGCAGGGAAAACUACAGGAGAAAUGGAUUGCAUUUCAGUUCUCUGUGUUUUUAUAUUUGUUUCAUUUCUCCCACAGGUGCGGAAUAAAGUCUACUCCAGGAUCCUGGGUCUCAGACCACCCAAUCUGUUCUACUUUGGUUCUCGCUCUCCUCAGGAGCUCCUGAAAGCCUCCAACCUGACUCACAGAUGGGUUUGCAGAGAAAUCUCCAAUUUUGAAUAUCUGAUGCAGCUCAACACCAUUGCUGGUCGCACAUACAAUGAUUUAUCUCAGUAUCCAGUGUUCCCCUGGGUGUUGUGUGACUACACAUCUGCUGAAUUGGAUCUGGAGGACCCAGCUGUUUUCAGAGAUUUGUCCAAACCCAUUGGUGUCGUCAACCCUCGACAUGCACAGAACGUCAGGGAAAAGUAUGAGAGUUUUGAGGACCCGACAGGCACUAUCGAUAAGUUCCACUAUGGCACACACUACUCUAAUGCUGCCGGCGUCAUGCACUACAUGAUCCGCACAGAGCCCUUCACCUCAUUACAUAUACAGCUCCAGAGCGGCAAGUUUGAUUGUGCCGAUCGGCAGUUUCAUUCAGUAGCAGCAGCGUGGCAGGCGCGAAUGGAGAGUCCAGCUGAUGUCAAGGAGCUCAUCCCAGAGUUCUUCUACUUCCCAGAGUUCCUGCAGAACAGGAAUGAUUUUGAUCUGGGCUGCUUGCAAAUAAGUCAGGAGAAGGUCAAUGAUGUGUUGCUUCCUGCCUGGGCGUCUUCACCUGAAGAUUUCAUCAGGAAACACCGCAAAGCUUUGGAGAGUGAACAUGUGUCUGCUCACCUGCACGAGUGGAUUGAUCUCAUUUUCGGGUAUAAGCAGCGAGGACCUGAAGCGGUGGAGGCUCUCAAUGUCUUCUACUACUGCACCUAUGAGGGUGCGGUGGAUCUGGAUGCCAUAGCUAAUGAGACUGAGCGAAAGGCCCUGGAAGGCAUCAUCAGCAACUUUGGCCAAACGCCCUGUCAGCUUCUCAAGGAGCCCCAUCCUCCCCGUAUGUCAGCUGAGAAUGCAUUCAGGCGGCAGGCCCGUCUGGACAUUCUCCCCCCCAAUCUUUUUGAUCAGCUCAGUAAACUCCGAUCUUUUAAGGAGGUGGUAAGUGAUGGUCUGCCAUUAGUGCAAGCCGUGGUGCCCAGAAAUCAAACCCGCUCCUUUAUCAUCCCUGGUUCUGACAUACUGGUGACAGUGAGUGCUAAUGGUAUGAUAGGCACUCAUAGCUGGCUGCCCUACGACAAGAACAUAGCUAAUUACUUCACCUUCACCAGAGACCCCACUGUGAGCAACCAAAAGACCCAGCGGUUCCUCAGCGGGCCGUUCUCCCCAGGGGUGGAAAUCGGGUCCCAGGUGCUGGUGGUGUCCACUGACGGGCGUCUGCUGUUCAGCGGGGGGCACUGGGACUGCAGCAUUCGGGUCACUAUGUUAGGCAAGGCCAAGCUGGUGGGCAGGAUCUGCCGUCACAUAGAUGUGGUCACAUGCCUGGCUUUGGAUCUCUGUGGUAUCUACCUCAUCUCUGGCUCACGAGACACCACCUGCAUGGUGUGGCAGGUCCAACAGCAGGGUGGUUUCUCUAGUGGUUUGUCUCCACGGCCAGUGCAGGUGCUCUGUGGACAUGAUCAAGAGGUCACGUGUGUCGCCAUCAGCACUGAGUUGGAUAUGGCGAUCUCAGGGUCAAAGGAUGGCACAGUAAUCAUGCACAGCGUGCGUCGUGGACAGUAUCUGCGGACCCUGAGACCGCCGUGUGAGAGCUGCCUUCCUGCCCCUGUGGCCCAUCUGGAGGUCGGCAUGGAAGGGCACAUAGUGGCACAAACUGUUAUGGAGGGACGCUCUGCUGGAAAGGAGAAGUACGCACUGCACGUGUAUUCUGUGAAUGGCAGUCUCUUAGCAUCUGAGACCUUGGAUGAGAAGAUUUCAGCUUUGCAUCUGGUGCCUGACUACCUCAUCAUGGGCACACAACAGGGGAACCUUCACAUUCGAGACUUGUACAGCCUGAAUCUGUCUGUGGCGCCGUUGGCCCUGAAGGUCCCAGUGCGCUGCGUGUCUGUCACGAAAGAGAGCAGUCAUAUUCUGGUGGGCCUGGAGGAUGGCAAACUCAUUGUGGUAGGAGCAGGAAAACCGGAGGAGGUGCGGUCUGGGCAGUUUUCCCGCCGACUGUGGGGCUCCACACGCAGAAUCUCCCAGGUGUCCUCAGGAGAGACCGAAUACAACCCCGUCGAGCCUCCUGCUAAAUGAGCCCCUCGUGCCUUCAGCAAAAACUGUGCAUCCAUAAGAGACAAUAGCGUCAGCGUUCCUGCACCGCUCGUCCGCUUUCCUGCCCUUUUAAACCAGAGAGCUUGGGAACAAGAGAGCGUAAAGGGAACACAAGUGGUGAAACGUGCACUUUUUUUUAUAAAAAGGGAAAAGAACAUUCUUCUUGAAAAUGCAAUGAUUUAUACUGCUUUUAACAGAUAAACAUUCCAAAGAUUUUUGAUCAGGCAGGCAACUUUUUCAAUGUUGACGGCUAAGACUGAAAUUUUUAAAAGCAGUAUGUUCUGUCCUGUGAAUCACAGACUGUCUUCUCACUGGCUGGAGCCCGAAGCACUGUAGCUCAGCGUGAUGGACUUAGUCUCUGUCACUAAGUGACAAACCAUCAUCACUUGAGCUGUUUUAUAGUAUAGUAGAUCUUCCUAUGCUGAUAUUUGCUUUUGCUUUACUGGCUACGAACAGCACAGCAACACUGGUACUCCGUCUGACACUUGAAAACCUUCUCAAAUUGAGCAAUGUCAUCUAUAAAGCCAGAUUUUUUUCCAUGGGACAGGCACCAGCAGAGACAUUUUAACUCUGUGUAUGUAUGUGGGUGUGGGUGUUUGUAAUGCUUUGCACGGUUACUUGCAGACGCUUUGUAUAACGCAAUAAUUAAUGUGACGCCUAAAUUGGAACAAGAUCCUUUCGCUCUUGUUUAAUUAUGUGAAGCGCUUUGAGCCCUACGAAGUCUUGAGACUUGAUUCAGUACCUCUGGUGCCUUAAAACAGGUAAACAAUAGAAAUGGCCAUAAGUAUGAUUGAUUAUGACAUAAAAUAUAAAGGGAUAGUUCACCUGAAAAUGAAAGUUUUGUCAUCACCCGCAUGGUGUUCCAAAUCAGUUUGACUGACGUUUUCCUGAAAAAAAAAAUGAUAAUAGUUAUAGUAAAUACAUGUCUUCUUUUCUGAUUAAAAAAAGCCAUGACGGUUUAGGAACAGCAUUAUGUAUAAGUAAAUGAUCACAUAAUUUUAAUUUUGGGAUGAACUAUCUAUUUACCUAAUUAGGGUUCUGCUCAUAAAAACAGCUUUUUUAAUAUUGGCACAUCUUUAUUUCUCUCACACUGUGUAAAUCUUUCAUAUCCUGUUAUAUAUUAUAAAAAGGAAGUGCCUUUCCUGUUAUGGAUUUGCACAGCCAUCACAAAAAAAUCCUUUUGACGGUGAACGAGACAGUCCACUUACAUGUGCGUUCUUCCACUGUAGGGCAGCGCUUUCUAAAAUAGGCAUAAAUUGCACUUGAAUAUAAAGCGCUUUUGGCUUCUUUUCAUAUAAUAGUCGCGAUACGGUUUCAGCACAUCCUCACAUGCUUAACGUGCUGUGCUUAAAAACAUUUACAGAAAAUCUAAACCGUAACAAGAAUUUUAUCCAUUUUUAACUCCGCAAAGUGCCUCAAAUGUGUUCCUCACUGUAAUUAUGAAACUAUUUGUAAUAUGUGAACCAUACACCAGCUAAUUGUCCUGUGAAUGUGUUUGUUGGCCGGGGCCACAACUUUGUCUAUGUUACCAUUGGAAUUUUUUGUCUAGAUGUUUUUUUUUCUCCUCUUGACGCACUGAAUGCUUUGAAGCCUCUGCUGUGUGAGUGGUGUCUGUGCGACACAUGGGUAUUGGGGUGAGAGAGCAGAGGACACAUCUUGCUGGCUUCUCUGGGAUGGUUGCGUUAAAUCUGCUGCUCUGCGCUGGAUAGCAAAGCCAGCAGAGACAAAGGAAAGCACCGAGCACAACAGCCAGCAGUUAUACACUGUUUAAAAAUUAGUUUACCCGGAAAUUAUAUAUAUUUUUUCUAAUGUUUACUCACCAUUGUGUUGUUUUAAACUUGUAUGACUUUCUAUAAAAAGUAAUAAUAAGUAACUCACCCCUGGCCGGAGUUUGACUGACAGGCGAACUGACCAAUCAUAACGCCGAAUUUGCCAUUUUGUCCGACAAACAAACCAGACAGAGGAGUAGAUUAAUGUCGGUGGACUUAUGAUGCCUUCACGUGCUAUCGGAAUUAUCGUAAAUAUGAGUUUCCUAAUUCAAAAUUAGACGUGAACGCUUCUCAAAUCGUUAUUUACUACUGGGAAAUUCGGAAAUAAUUUUGAUGCCAGAGUUCCCGAAGUUGGGCGCGUCAUAAACUUUAAACAUGGUGGAGGAGACAACCACUGCUGCAUGCAGUUCUCACAACUACGUCUCUUUGUUUUGUCGCUAAAGUAGUGUAUUUAUAGGCUAGAUAUAAACGAUCAUUGGAAGCAUAUUGUAUGUUUUAUAAACAGUGAAAUUGCAGUGAAAUUUUUGCAAACUGCAUGUGUCGCACCUACGGUGAAUGUUUAUAUGAUUGUCAACCAAUGGGAUGCUACAUUUUAUUCUUUCUGACAUUAAAGCACUUGACAAGCUUGUAAUCACGACUUCAUAAGUGAGAAACAGGAAAUUUACGAUAGCACGUGAAGGCAGCAUUAAACUUGUCCAUACAGUUUUCUUAAGUCAUUUGUGUGAGAAACUUACCAAUAUUCAAGGUGUUAUUUGCUUGAAACUCUUCCCCUCAGGUGAGCUGUUAACUGCUGUGACCGGAACACUGAGUCAGUUUGAUUUUUAAACGAAUCAUUUAGGCUUUGUGAACUGAAUCAUUCAUUGAAAAGUUCUCAGACGAACGAUUUGUUCAUGUUCAUGAAUAAUGACUUAAAAUUCCACAUUUAAAACUACUGUCUGAGUUCAGAAGUUAAAUAUAGAGCUUAAGUAGUCUAGUAUGGAUCACUUUUUAGAUUAUUCUUUUGAAGCUUUGGUCAACAUUCAGUUUAAUUGCUGAGUGAGAGCAACCAGAACGAAUCUUCUAAAUCCUCUUUUUGUGUUCCACAAAAGAUAAAAAGUCAUACAGGUUUGGACUGACAUUAGGGGGGAGUAAAUUUAAUUUUCUUCAGUGAAUUAUUUCUUCAUCACAACAUUGUCCUCUGUAUCACUAUCACUCAUAGUUCAAACACUGCCACUGAAAUUAUUACUGUAAGAUAGCUUAAGGGAUUUUUUUUUUUUUUUGGAAAUGUGUGUUAUUUUUCCACUGUUUCCCCGCUACACACGCACAAACCCUUGUACACAGGGUUUAGUCUUGAAGAUCUAACGAUAGAUUUUCAUUUGUGUUGGGAAACUGAAGCCAUAGGAGAUUAAGGCCUGUUUUUAUGAAAUGCUUACAACUAAACCACUCCACAAUUCUUGUUAUGCAGGAUCUAUGAUGUCGCCGAACAGGACGAAUUAUGUUAAGCUCCAUGUCUGUUCGAACAAAUGACAGCUUCAAAAGAGAUGUAAACAGUCAUUCUCUGUUAAACAAAUACUGCCCAUUUCUGUUUCACAGCCUUCGUGUUUGAGUGAAUGAUGUGAUUGUGUAAAUGUAUAUGGUUCCUUUUAAUUAAAUAUAUUAGUCAAUAUAAAUUGACUUGAGU
Labeo rohita (rohu) is the source of this 12582-nucleotide messenger RNA. It is a transcript of the gene nbeal2, whose product is annotated as neurobeachin-like 2. Lineage: Eukaryota; Metazoa; Chordata; Actinopteri; Cypriniformes; Cyprinidae. Gene Ontology annotation, molecular function: protein kinase binding. The record is from RefSeq and is a predicted model, not a curated record. Gene Ontology annotation, cellular component: cytosol; membrane. Gene Ontology annotation, biological process: intracellular protein localization.